GCGUUUUUUCUUCUUCUCUCUCUUCUCCUUGUUCACUCCCAUUUCCUCUGCCCCCCUCUACCUCCUGCUCGUCCCACGUGUUUGAUUCGAGUUCAUGCUUAGUAGUUGCACGGGUGCGAUCUUCACUGAAUCAGAGACUCAUGGAUGUUGCUAAUAUUCCUCAAAUUCUAUCUCAGACGCUUAGCAAUGACGCUCAGGUUGUCCAUGGAGCUACCGAGUCUCUCGAUCGGCUAUCUUCUCAUCCUGAGCUUCCGUUUGCUUUACUCUAUAUUGCUACUGGAAAUCAUGAUCAAGGUCAGAAGGUAGCCGCUGCAGCUUACCUUAAAAAUUUGAGUCGAAGAAAUAUUGAGGGAGAAUUUCCAUGUUCAAAUGUCAGCAAGGGGUUCAAGGACGAACUGCUGAGAGCCUUGUUCCAAGCGGAACCGAAGGUUCUAAAAGUUUUGGUCGAAGUGUUUCAUAGCAUAGUGAUCAAUGAGUUCGUGAAGCAAAACUCAUGGCCUGAACUUGUGUCUGAUCUUUUCUCUGCUAUUCAAAACAGCAAUCUUUCCAGCAAUGGAGCUGAAUGUCAAAUGAAUGCAAUCAACGCCCUAUCUGUUCUCUGUACAACUUGCAGACCUUUCCAAUACUUUUUGAAUCCCAAAGAUUCUAAAGAGCCCGUACCACCACAGUUGGAGCUACUUGCAAACACAAUUAUUGUUCCCCUACUAGCUGUGUUCCAUCGUCUUGUUGAACAGGCUCUUUCUAACCCAGAUGGGAGGGAAGUUGAGAUAGAUAAGAUUCUUUCGAUAGUAUGCAAAUGUGUCUACUUUUGUGUAAGGUCACAUAUGCCUUCUGCUUUGGUGCCUUUGCUUCCGUUGUUUUGCCGUGAUUUAAUUUGCAUUCUAGAUUCUAUAAAAUUUGAGACUGCAGUUUCCCCAGAGUAUGGCAAUGUGAGCUGGUUGAAAACCACAAAGAGAAGCUUGCUUAUUUUCUGCGUCUUUGUUACCCGACACCGAAAGCAUACUGAUAAGUUGAUGCCUGACAUCAUAAAAUGUGUCUCGAACAUUGUGAAUUAUAGCAAAAAUGCCCAUAAGCUCGACUCUUUAUCAGAGAGGAUUAUUUCGCUAGCCUUUGAUGUAAUUUCCCAUGUUCUGGAGACGGGCCGAGGGUGGAGGCUGGUUUCUCCGCAUUUUUCAACAUUGAUACACUCUGGAAUAUUUCCAACACUUAUAAUGAAUGAUAAGGACAUUUCUGAGUGGGAAGAUGAUCCAGAAGAGUACUUAAGGAAGAAUCUUCCAUCUGACCUAGAAGAGGUUUCAGGCUGGAAGGAGGAUUUAUACACAGCCAGGAAAAGUGCAAUAAACUUGCUCGGCGUGAUUGCAAUGUCAAAGGGGCCUCCCACAGUGACCAGUGCGAAUGGUUCUUCAGCUUCAUCGAAGCGUAAAAAAGGCAACAAAAGAACAAAUAAUCAAUGUGCUACUAUGGGGGAGUUGGUUGUACUUCCAUUUCUUUUGAAGUAUUCUAUCCCCUCUGAUGCCAAUGCUUCCCAAACGAGUAUUGUAAAUAGUUACUAUGGUGUGCUACUUGCGUAUGGUGGCUUGCUUGAUUUUCUAAGGGAGCAACAACCUGGAUACGUGACGUUUCUAAUCCGCACAAGGGUGUUGCCUCUAUAUGCUAUGAAAACAUGCCUGCCAUACUUGAUUGCCUCCGCAAAUUGGGUCCUGGGAGAGCUUGCAUCCUGUCUGCCUGAUGAGGUCUGUGCAGAAACAUAUUCUUCAUUGGUUAAGGCAUUAUCCAUGCCUGAUAAAGAAGUUUCAUUUUACCCUGUGCGAGUUUCUGCUGCUGGGGCAAUAGCUAAGCUUCUUGAAAAUGACUACUUGCCACCUGAGUGGUUACCUCUUCUUCAAGUUGUAAUAGGUGGGAUUGGCCAAGAUGACGAAGAAAACUCUAUUCUGUUUCAGCUUCUCAGUUCCAUAGUGGAAGCGGGAAAUGAAAACAUUGGCAUCCAUAUUCCUCACGUAGUUUUGUCUCUGGUUGGUGCGAUCUCAAAAAGCAUACCUCCUAAUUUGGAGCCGUGGCCUCAAGUUGUUGAACGUGGGUUUGCAGCUUUAUCAGUGAUGGCUCAGUCUUGGGAAAACUUCAUACUUGAGCAAAUGGAGCAAGAUGCAUCAUGUGAACGGUCAACAUCUGAUCAAGCCACAAUCAGCAGGUCAUUCUCGUCUCUCUUGCAGGAGGCGUGGCUUCAACCCAUGUACUCAUUGAAGUCCGAGGAAAUGGAUGAUGAUCGGGAAUUCAUGCCCCCUCCAUCAUGCAUAGAUCAUUCAUCAAGGUUGCUUCAGUUCAUCAUGUUGUCUGUUACAGAGAGCAAUACUAUUGAAGAGCUUAAAAUAUCUGAAUUAGUAUCAGUUUGGGCUGAUAUUAUUGCUGACUGGCAUUCUUGGGAAGAGUCAGAGGAUUUCUCAGUCUUUAAUUGCAUUAUGGAAGUUGUUAGAUUAAAUAGCAAAUAUGCACUGAAGAACUUUUUUGUGAAGUCAGCACCAUCUCCUCCAGCUCCACCAGUGCCUCGACGAUCUAUUGUAGAAAACAUUGGAGCUUUCAUUAAUCAGGCAAUCUCAAAAUAUACAUCUGCUACAUGGAAAGCUUGUUCGUGUAUUCCUAUGUUAUUGAAUGUUCCAAAUUACUCAUUUGAAGCUGAAGGUGUUAAGGAGUCGCUAGUAGUCACAUUUAGUCAGACAUCAUUUUCCCGUUUUAGGGAAAUCCAAGGCCAACCCAGUGCAUUAUGGAAGCCUUUAUUGCUUUCCAUAUCAACAUGCUAUAUCUGUCAUCCUGACACUGUAGAAAGAAUUUUGGAGAAGUUUGAUGGAGGAGGCUUCACUGUCUGGGUCUCAGCCCUGGGUUAUCUCUGUAGCAGCUCUUUUGCACCUGGUCUGUCUGCGGAGUCGGAGAUAAAGCUGAUUGUGAUGACAUUUGCCAAGGUGUUAGAACGAAUAAUUGAGUUAGGAAAGCCAAGAGACGAUUUUCUGUGGAAGUGCUUUGGUUCAUUGAUGGAGGCAUCUAUACAGCUGAAAGAAGUGCGAGAAGAAAAGGAAGAAGAAUCUGACGAAAAUGAAGAGGAGGAGGAGGACGAUGACGAAACAGAGGAUGAUGAGGAUUCUGAUGCUGAUGAGCUUGAAGAAACUGAAGAAGAAUUUCUGGAUAGGUAUGCUAAAGCAGCUAUUGAAUUGGAAAACUCUACUUUUAUUGAAGAGGGGAAUGUGGAAGAUGAAGACCAGGAUAUUGAAUUGGGUUGUUAUGAAGAGGUUGAUGAGGGAAGGAUCAUAUACACUCUAUUGGAGAAAUAUCACCCCAUCCUGAUUCAAGGACAGGGGUGGCCGUCAGAUCUCCCAAUGAGAUUCUUGAAUGCAUAUCCAGAUUAUACUGCGUUUCUCCGACUCUCUGGGAUGGAAGAAAAGAGCCCAAAGUAAAAGGUCAAAGCUGAUGUACGUUGGAUCCUUACAUCAUGGUACGUGGAAUCAUAUCAACCGUUCAAUAUCUAUGCAUUAUAUUGGUAAGCUUCGUACUUUACGAAUUAACAUUGGGAAUUUUCUUUCUAGCCUGCCUCUCUCUAUAUAUUAAAAGGAAAAUAAGAUAAAAAGAGCUUUCCUCUCA
This is a messenger RNA of Cucumis melo (muskmelon), 3627 nucleotides long. RefSeq lists its product as uncharacterized. The record is from RefSeq and is a predicted model, not a curated record. NCBI's taxonomy places the organism in Eukaryota, Viridiplantae, Streptophyta, Magnoliopsida, Cucurbitales, Cucurbitaceae. The coding region runs from base 141 to 3443 and encodes 1100 amino acids. The transcript is spliced from 22 exons. Gene Ontology annotation, biological process: protein import into nucleus. Gene Ontology annotation, cellular component: nuclear envelope; cytosol.